This is a messenger RNA of Spirometra erinaceieuropaei, 6834 nucleotides long. The record is from the annotation of a GenBank genome assembly. NCBI's taxonomy places the organism in Eukaryota, Metazoa, Platyhelminthes, Cestoda, Diphyllobothriidea, Diphyllobothriidae.
AUGAACAAGCUGAAGGCCUUUAAAAAAGCUAUCCAGGACGUCCGAGAGGGCAACGAAACCGCUUUAGAGGCAAGCAAAAAGGAACUCGUUUCCAUUCCCGAGCUGCCUGAACUAGGUUUGCAUAUUUGACACUUAUUUACUCAUGUGUAAAUUAGCAACCCUCCAGUUUCUGAAGUCGCUGACUCUCUCCCACAACAAAAUUCCAGGUAUACUACAGCGGAUUCGUAAUACUAACAUCCAGAAAUUCCCCACGAGAUCGCUUCUCUUCAGUACUUGGAGCAUCUUAAUCUUUUUAAUAAUUGCAUAUCGGUGGGUGGCCCAACCCAGCAUAUAAUUCAUAUUUUUGAAAGAAUAUAACUCCAAAAGUGUGUGAGCUCAGAAAUUUACGUUCGCUCAUACUCGGUCUGAACAAAAUAAAUACCCUGCCACGCGGUUUUGGAGCUUUUCCUGCGCUAGAAGUUCUGGAUCUCACCUACAACAAUUUGAACGAAAACAGCUUACCUGAUAACUUUUUCAACCUUGGAACUUUGCGGGCGUUGUACCUAUCGGAUAAUGAUUUUGAAAAAUUGCCACCAGGGAUUGGAAACCUGGCAAAUCUCGAAAUCGUAAGUCGUAAAUUUUGCUAACAAACAGCUUGCAUUGCGCGACAAUGACCUUCUUUUCUUGCCUCCUGAGAUAGGGAAACUUACGCAUCUAAAGGAGCUACAUUUGCAAGGCAACAGACUCCGCGUUUUACCACCAGAACUAGGUAACGUUUUUUAUUUUAAGCUUGUUGGUGAAAGUUAUUCUUCAAUACCUUGUGAAAACCUGGUAAUCUUUUAUCGUAAACGUUUGGAUAUUUAUGUUCAUGCUUCAUUUGUGAGCGUUCGACUCCUAGGAAGUCCACUCCAAAUUACGUUUCUCCAGUUUGCUCUUAGUUUUUUUUAAUACUUCAUUAUCCCCUUUCGAAGAUAACUUUGUAUAGAAUGUUCCGAAUUGUACCUUGUUUUUACAAAGUACUAUUUAAUGCAACGCUCCCUUACAUAGCUCUUUGCUUUUUUUGUCGUUCAUGGGCUGAAUGACUGUUAAUUUUGGGUGAGGUCACUAUCUGAUUGCAUUAUAUGGCAGUCCCCAAAUGGUCCUGUCGAUUUUGCACGUUUAAAUAAGUAUUUAUGAUCAAGUGCGGGGUUCUUUUGGCGAGUCUUCGCGGUUUUCUGAGUUCAGGCCCUGACGGCGUGUUUCUUUAGAUCAUUCAUUUGACUGCCAGGCGAACAUUCGCACCACAUGUAAAGGCGGUCUGAUUGCGCUGCGUGAGGUUUUCUAGCUAUUGGUUGCGCGUCACUGUCAAAUGGAUGAAAUAUGCUGUUCCCUCAGCAGCCAAACCCGCACUUUUUCUGAACGGUCCCGUACAGUUUAAAAGCUUCGUUCCGACCGCAUGCAGCCACGCUAAAUAACUUGAAUUGCACUAGAACCCAUGUUAUUUGUAUCGACAGCGGGCAUUAUCGUGUUUUCAUCGCUUGAAUGCUGUUGGAACAGCUGUCAGGGGAUCCUAUACAGUUUGCGGAUCCUAUAUUGCUUCACUCACCAGAAAAACAAGUUCGCUGCACCCGAUGGAGUACCAGAAAACCUCCCCUCUCCCAGUGCAUCCUUGUUUGCCGAAUUUUAUAAAAACUGGAAUAAACGGCCUUUCUGCACACCAAUGGUUGCUCGAUACGCUUUUAGUGUUAUUUAUCUAGGUUUCGAAGCAGAUCUGUAGACCUUAAAGGGCUCCCUUUCGAAGGAUAAACUUAGAUAAUCCAGCUUACUAUAGUCGCAGCUUGUCUCAAAGUCACUGCCGGCAGCUCCUAGGAAAGCCGUUGAUCAAGCAUUCGAAUUAAGCUCAUCUGGAUACGUACACCACAUGGCAUGGAACCUGCUUUUUCCACGUGUUUUUGUCUCUAGUAAUUAGUCAGUUUGUACGGCCUGCGACAUGUGCGGGUCCUAAAUUCACCACGAUUUUCGCGUGUGUCGUGCCCAUUCCUACAGACUGCGGCCGUGCGUUUCCUCUAUGUCCAGGUGACUUUGGAGGCAAGCGUAUAGGUUAUCACAGAGCUCCGUGGUGUCCACUGUACUGUGAUACGUUGUGACCCUCUUAAUCAGGUAGUCCUUCCAAGACACCUGACGACUUGGUGGCACCACCCUUCGAUCCCGUCGGCUGUCAACGGUCUAAUGGCAACACCAAAACUGCCGGACAUCGCCUUAACAAUUACAUCCCAGUGGGCCCGCAUCUAACAUAUUUGACGGUUAAAACGCCAAAUAAAUAACCUCUAUGGUGAAUCUGACGAAGCCACUGGCCCUAUUGCUCAGGUUCGUGUGUCGAUCGAACAGUUAAUCGCUACGCGAGCUUCACGGACGCAGUACGAACCAAGAACGGCACCCAUGUAGCGGUCGCAUUCUUGCGCCAAACUGUGUAAGCCUACUUACUUCUACAAAGGAAACGGUGGCGUCUAACUUACAGUGUCACUUUUUAGUGUAGGCUCUUCUGGUCACGAAGAGUAUAUGCUAAACAGAAAACCGCAGUAAUUUGUCACUUGUAUCAAUAAUACGAACAUACCAAUCCACUAAAGCUUUGCUGUAGGCGAGACGGACUAAUCCGAACUUGACGCCCACUCGGUAUAUUAACAUCGGAGUGCAUAAUGCUGUCGGACAAGUAUUCGCAAAAAUCUUUUUUUGUUAGAGUCGAGCCAAUGUCCAGAAACCUAUAGUAAACCUCUGCAAGCACUGUUUCUGGAUGCUCUUGUUGACGGCCGCGGUGGGGCCAGGUAAUUGUUCUCGAAGGACACCGUUUGCUACACUGCUGUCCAGCAAUAACAGGAUAAAAAUUAUCGAUCCCAUGUUAUCUAGGCAAUCGAUCUAUUUAUCUUGAUCUAAAGAGCUUACUAAAGUUCUUGAAUUUUUUUAGGAAACCUGAACUUUAGUGGCACCGCGCACGUUGUCAAACUUACAGGAAACUAUUGGGUUUCACCCAUCGAGGACCAGCUCCAAGUAGGAAUCUCGCACGUAUUCGACUACAUUCGAUCAGAGACAUACCGAUUGUAAGUUUGCCAGUUGCUUUGGAAGCAUACCAUUAUUGAAUUUCCAGUCUCACUUACUACAAAAAGCAUGAAGAGCAACUUUUGGUCUUCACCAAUGACCGUCAUUAGUUUCAGUCGUUCCAGACCAGGCUUACCCGUCGGUCCAGCUGCUAUCCACUCGGCAUGUGCACGAAUUGCGGAUAGAGGAGCGGCAAUUAGCUGAAGUUAGCUGCAAAAUAAGCAGGCCCUCAGAUUUAACGAGUGACAGUUUGAACGUCGAUUCCGACGGUGUCCACCGUGUGUUUCCAAGCAGGGUGGCUCAGGAACGGUGACUAGUGCGUGAAUUACUUUGUAGUGAUAUUGGACUUGCCCAACAUCUACCACACACUCUUCCCUCAACUACCGGAGGCCGGGGUCAAGAAAACCGGAGGCGGGGUCAGGCGCACGUGGUUGGCGCGGUGCGAACCUGCGCUAAGGCUUGCCAUCACACUCCCAUUUGUGGCGUUUGUUAUGGGUGCACAUCCCCAAUAAGGCCUGCCCUUCCCUAAUCUGGCCCCCGUGUUGGUUCGUUACAACGUGGCCCGUUGUAGGGGUAGUAGAUUUGACGAAAAAACAGUCUCAGACAAGCAGCGACGGUGCUAUCCGAGCACGGAGGGCUGAACUUUUGCAAACCGCCACAAAGCCCGGUAGCGGCACUGUGACAUGGCGACCAGUAGUCGCCAUUAAAUUGACUUAUGUCCGCCGCCCGAGUGCCUAGGUUAGUCAGUAUAAACGUUAGAUGAGACAUCCCUGGACAAAAAGUGAGCCACUACUGGGAAUGCGCCUGCAUUCUAAAUUUACAGGAAACCUCAUGAACAUGUCCGAUUUAAGUAUUCCGAUCCAUCGUGCGCACCGCAACUAAUUCGGUGGUACAGACGAAUAGUAUACGACCUAAACGACUUAGCCUGGAGCGGACCCUUGAUAUUGUAUGACGGGAUGUGCAAACGUUCUCUGUUUCUAACACCCAGAGUCUGACGGCCGGCUGUCCUCACCAGUGCAAAUGGAUGCGUGCUGCCUGUCUAGAAUCCGAGCCCCUACUGAGAUUUUACGAUAAACCAAGAUCCCGGGGGCCAACUCUCAUCUCACUUUAUGCCAUAGCGUUCCGCAGAGACCUUGAGUUUGAUGUAUUCAGUAGUUAGCGCCGGUUUGUGCACGAAAAUCGCCCCUUUUGUCUUAAUUGUUGGUCGGAAAUCAGCGCAUCUUAAGACGAAAAGCCCCAUAUCUUGGCUUUCAAAGUUCCUAUGGUUGUUUGGGUUUGACAAGUUUUGAACAGUCCCCUGCGAACCGGAUACAUAACGUCGGUUAGUGCCGAAUCGAUCUCUCGCAGGUGUCCGUGAACGAUUGGGACGAGGACGUAGUCCUGCUUUACUUCAAUUUUCAUCGCGGAGACCUCUGAUAUGGAUAAUUUGCUUGUCAAGCCUCUCUUCGUGCAGUCAUGAAGUUGCUUAACCAUCGGCUCGUACCUUUCGAAAUAUAAGAUCUGUUGCAUCGUUUUGAUUUUUUUCCUACAGAAAUGACAGGCGACCAAGAUCGGCAUUGUGUUCUACAUGCAGGAGUUUAUUGGCAGCACCUCGUUAAUUUUAGAUGGGCGGUUGGAAGACGCCUAAGGUGCCUGACCCAGCGCUCUACAAUUUUGUCAGUACUUCCGUUACACCUGAGUUGAGCAGCCGCGUAGUUCCGGUAGAUUGAAAGCCGUAGACAACCCCGAUUACGAUCACGGAUCCUAACUCAUUGCAGCAGACCAGAUGAAAGAGCUCGUGAGGCCCGUUAUCUCCUCGACAAUUUUGUUCAAAAUGGCUAUCUGAGGGCAUUCAUAAGUCGCUGCCUGCGCGGUCGCCCCAGAGGACUCAAACAUCGACACCAUCAACGAUAUAUCAUUCUCCGCCAUACAUCAAAGACGUUUCAGAAGCGACCGAGCACAUUGCUGCGGAGCUAGGUGUUAGAAUUGCACACCGCCCCAAAGCCACUAUGCACAAUAGGGUCUUGAAAAUUAAAGACCGGUUAAAGUCUGAUAGGCAGUCCGGAGUAGCGUAUCGCAUCCCGUGUCAAAGCUGCCCUUGUAACUACAUAGGCCAGACUGUACGCAUGCUCGGGUCGCGCAUACACGAACAUAAACUGGGUGUGCGACGAGGCGGCGCACUAUCACAAGUGACCGCCCACAUCUACGAAAUGGUUCACGAGUUUAACUUCACAGCCGCAAAGAUAGUCGCCCACGCCGGAAACAAAACAGGCCGGGGAUUUGUUGUAGUCUGGGCCUCGGAUGAGACUCAGCCAAUCGACCUAUCGACCUGGCGCCAGCGUAUAGAGCCCUGCGCAGUCACCUCCAGCCUUGCGCCGUCGGUCGAUGACUGGCCCACAUGUCCUAUAACUGUCGCUUGUUCUGUUGCUGUUACUACCUUUGACGAUUUCGAAAGCUCAGGACAAUAAACAAAAUGUUCCGGUGCUCGACCCCUCUUCUUCUUCUUCUUCACAGUAUUUAACCUUGUGGUUGCCGACAGUGGCAGCCAAAGCAUCAUUUUCACUGUGACAAGGCGGACGUUCAUCGAUCAGUCAGUACCACACAUCCCUUGGUCACCAGCUCAUCACGUUGAUCAAGCCUCCGAACGAGGACGUAGUCUGGAAGCCACAACUGACACAAGUGACAGCGCAUACGCGUCAGCGUUUCCCCGAUCAUAAGACAGGUGAUGAUCGUGAGAGGACUGUUCCGAGAAGCCCUGUGGGAGAGGAAGGCGGUAACUGUUGCAGCCGCCGAUCCCGUGGCGACCCAACCCUCCGUUCCAGAUGGCGACGCGGGAAUUGAAGUUACUGUGGCUUGUCAGUCUUUCCGUCUUCGGCACAGUGGCGAUAGGGGUGUGUAGGUCUUCGUAGAACUUGUCUUUCACGUCGUCGGAGCUGGUCAUUGGAGAGAAUGGGCACUAACUGAUAUGGAGAGUGUGUUUCCACUAAGAGUCAGACGUAGGUUCGAGGUGAUCGUUGAUCCUCUGCAGCAGACAGGACAGCCCUCUCAGUAUGUCGGUCCGGAUGGCAAUAGCGACACCAGCCUUUGGACGUCGGCUCCGGAAGAAGGUAUAGAAAGCAGCCACCUGUAGUUGUCUUUGUUCAAAGAAGCGAAUUCCACUGAGGACUGCGAUAUUCACUUUGUAACUUGCCAGUUUACAGGCGACCAGAGUUGUCUUCCGCUUCGGUCGUUUUCCUGUCCGACUUUUUGGAAGAGAGCGAGCAUUUCAGUUUACUAUUAAACAGUGCCAUCUUGCGAGCCCACGAGUGGCACACAGAUGGUGAUCUGGUGGUUUUUAUCUUGUACAAUGUUUCAGCCGCAUUUAUUGCUUGCUAUCUGUGCGUUUUUCUAACUUUCAUAUGGGACGCUUUUUCUAUCUUCCUUGCGAGGAGGGCUACCCAUACGUAGGGCUGCUUAGUUGCGGUGGGCUGCUUAGUUGCGGUGGGGAGAUGACCUGAAUUAACCUAGGCCGAUUACGGGAUUGUGUGCCGCCAGUAUACAUUUUUUGCGGCGUGUUAAAUGCACGCUCUAGAUAGGAAUCUCUUUCCACCUUCAUACCUGUGACCAGUAUCUGUUCCUAACCCCGUAUAGUCGAGUCCAUUUUCUGUGACUAUUUGGCAGUCUGUCUCAGCCUUGCGAUUUUCGAAUUGCCACUUAAUUUCUUCAAAUUCCUACUGCUUCAGUCUCCACGACCGUCAUAUGGCCUCAAUGCAGGAUGUCCCGCCGAAAACUGACAAGUCCAAGAAGCUCAGCCGAAAGCGCUAG